AUGAGAAUCGCGUUCUUCGCUUUUGCUCUUUUCGUAGUUGCCAUCAACGCGAGAUCCAUCUCUCGUCGUCAAGCCCAGAACUCGUAUGGAGAUGAGCAAGCGCCAGCUGCCCCAGAAGCCGCUGCUCCAGCUCCAGAAGCUGCACCAGUAGAGACCGCCCCAGAGCCAGUUGCUCAAGAAGCCGCCCCAGAAGCUGCUGCUCCAUCUGCUGAUUCUGGAUACAGAGCCAAGAGACAAGCCCAGAACUCGUACGGAGAUGAGCAAGCCCCAGCUGCCCAAGAAGCUGCUGCUCCAGCUCCAGAAGCUGCUCCAGCCGAGACCGCCCCAGAGCCAGUUGCUCAAGAAGCCGCCCCGGAAGCUGCUGCUCCAUCUGCUGAUUCUGGAUACAGAGCCAAGAGACAAGCCCAGAACUCGUAUGGAGAUGAGCAAGCCCCAGCUGCCCAAGAAGCUGCUGCUCCAGCUCCAGAAGCUGCUCCAGCCGAGACCGCCCCAGAGCCAGUUGCUCAAGAAGCCGCCCCGGAAGCUGCUGCUCCAUCUGCUGAUUCUGGAUACAGAGCCAAGAGACAAGCCCAGAACUCGUACGGAGAUGAGCAAGCCCCAGCUGCCCAAGAAGCUGCUGCUCCAGCUCCAGAAGCUGCUCCAGCCGAGACCGCCCCAGAGCCAGUUGCUCAAGAAGCCGCGCCAGAAGCCGCUGCUCCAUCUGCUGAUUCUGGAUACAGAGCCAAGAGACAAGCCCAGAACUCGUACGGAGAUGAGCAAGCCCCAGCUGCCCAAGAAGCUGCUGCUCCAGCUCCAGAAGCUGCUCCAGCCGAGACCGCCCCAGAGCCAGUUGCUCAAGAAGCCGCGCCAGAAGCCGCUGCUCCAUCUGCUGAUUCUGGAUACAGAGCCAAGAGACAAGCUCAGAACUCGUACGGAGAUGAGCAAGCCCCAGCUGCCCAAGAAGCUGCUGCUCCAGCUCCAGAAGCUGCUCCAGCCGAGACCGCCCCAGAGCCAGUUGCUCAAGAAGCCGCCCCAGAAGCUGCUGCUCCAUCUGCUGAUUCUGGAUACAGAGCCAAGAGACAAGCCCAGAACUCGUACGGAGAUGAGCAAGCCCCAGCUGCCCAAGAAGCUGCUGCUCCAGCUCCAGAAGCUGCUCCAGCCGAGACCGCCCCAGAGCCAGUUGCUCAAGAAGCCGCGCCAGAAGCCGCUGCUCCAUCUGCUGAUUCUGGAUACAGAGCCAAGAGACAAGCUCAGAACUCGUACGGAGAUGAGCAAGCCCCAGCUGCCCAAGAAGCUGCUGCUCCAGCUCCAGAAGCUGCUCCAGCCGAGACCGCCCCAGAGCCAGUUGCUCAAGAAGCCGCCCCAGAAGCUGCUGCUCCAUCUGCUGAUUCUGGAUACAGAGCCAAGAGACAAGCCCAGAACUCGUACGGAGAUGAGCAAGCCCCAGCUGCCCAAGAAGCUGCUGCUCCAGCUCCAGAAGCUGCUCCAGCCGAGACCGCCCCAGAGCCAGUUGCUCAAGAAGCCGCCCCGGAAGCUGCUGCUCCAUCUGCUGAUUCUGGAUACAGAGCCAAGAGACAAGCCCAGAACUCGUAUGGAGAUGAGCAAGCCCCAGCUGCCCAAGAAGCUGCUGCUCCAGCUCCAGAAGCUGCUCCAGCCGAGACCGCCCCAGAGCCAGUUGCUCAAGAAGCCGCGCCAGAAGCCGCUGCUCCAUCUGCUGAUUCUGGAUACAGAGCCAAGAGACAAGCACAGAACUCGUACGGAGAUGAGCAAGCCCCAGCUGCCCAAGAAGCUGCUGCUCCAGCUCCAGAAGCUGCUCCAGCCGAGACCGCCCCAGAGCCAGUUGCUCAAGAAGCCGCGCCAGAAGCCGCUGCUCCAUCUGCUGAUUCUGGAUACAGAGCCAAGAGACAAGCCCAGAACUCGUACGGAGAUGAGCAAGCCCCAGCUGCCCAAGAAGCUGCUGCUCCAGCUCCAGAAGCUGCUCCAGCCGAGACCGCCCCAGAGCCAGUUGCUCAAGAAGCCGCCCCGGAAGCUGCUGCUCCAUCUGCUGAUUCUGGAUACAGAGCCAAGAGACAAGCCCAGAACUCGUACGGAGAUGAGCAAGCCCCAGCUGCCCAAGAAGCUGCUGCUCCAGCUCCAGAAGCUGCUCCAGCCGAGACCGCCCCAGAGCCAGUUGCUCAAGAAGCCGCGCCAGAAGCCGCUGCUCCAUCUGCUGAUUCUGGAUACAGAGCCAAGAGACAAGCCCAGAACUCGUACGGAGAUGAGCAAGCCCCAUCUGCCCAAGAAGCUGCUGCUCCAGCUCCAGAAGCUGCCCCAGCCGAGACCGCCCCAGAGCCAGUUGCUCAAGAAGCCGCCCCAGAAGCUGCUGCUCCAUCUGCUGAUUCUGGAUACAGAGCCAAGAGACAAGCCCAGAACUCGUACGGAGAUGAGCAAGCCCCAGCUGCCCAAGAAGCUGCUGCUCCAGCUCCAGAAGCUGCUCCAGCCGAGACCGCCCCAGAGCCAGUUGCUCAAGAAGCCGCCCCGGAAGCUGCUGCUCCAUCUGCUGAUUCUGGAUACAGAGCCAAGAGACAAGCCCAGAACUCGUACGGAGAUGAGCAAGCCCCAGCUGCCCAAGAAGCUGCUGCUCCAGCUCCAGAAGCUGCUCCAGCCGAGACCGCCCCAGAGCCAGUUGCUCAAGAAGCCGCCCCAGAAGCUGCUGCUCCAUCUGCCGAUUCUGGAUACCGAUCAUAA
Molecule: messenger RNA, 2706 nt
Organism: Caenorhabditis bovis
Lineage: Eukaryota; Metazoa; Nematoda; Chromadorea; Rhabditida; Rhabditidae
Source: the annotation of a GenBank genome assembly